AUUCUUAAAACGUAAUACUAUCUAGUGUUUAAUUUUAUCGAAACCAUAAAGCAAUGAAAAUAUUUGGUGCUCUGGCUAUUAUGGCCUUUCUGUCCACUGUGAAGGCAGAGAAUUUGGAAGAAGCCCCAACAUUGGAAGGGAACACAAGUGGGGUUAGUAAGUUUGACCCGAUUGCUCUGGCGGUAAAUGUAACAAUUAAUAAAAUGGUUUCAAAAUUACCAGAACCUAUUAACCUAUCAACUUUGAGUUAUGCUAUUGAUAACAAAUUUAUCAAGGGAAAUGUUUCGGUGGAGAGUAUAUCAAUAGCUGGAUUAAAAAAGUUGAUAGCAACUGCUAUCAAGGUAAAAGUAAUACCAAUAAAUGCUGAUUUGACAUUCUCUUUGCCAAGUUUAAACUUGGUCGCAACGAAUUACAAUAUUGAUUUGACAAUUUUAAACAAAAUUCCAUUGUCCUUUAAGGGAAACAUGGGAUUUUCCGUUGAUGCAUUGGAAUUCUUAGUUAUUGCUGAUGUUUUUUUAAACAAGACAAUACAUGACUUGCAAAUUUGCAUGAAUAUGAAUGAUUUUAAAUUCGACAUAACCGGUCUUUACAACGAGGCUUUGAGCAACUUUGUUAGCAAAACUCUUACCGAAACAAUAGCUCCAUUUGCAAAUGAAUAUGCAGCCCUAAUUACCGAAGUUAUCAGCCCCAUAUUGAAGAGCAUCAUCAAUAGUAACACAAAAACCAUCCUGGUUAAUUUUGAAGGCACAGAUAUACUCAACACAGAAUAUGAUGUUUAAAUUUGAAUAAAAUAAAUUAUUUUUUGUUUUAUUGUAAUUGUACCUAUAAAUUAUUAAUUAUAUAA
Brassicogethes aeneus is the source of this 844-nucleotide messenger RNA. The record is from the annotation of a GenBank genome assembly. Lineage: Eukaryota; Metazoa; Arthropoda; Insecta; Coleoptera; Nitidulidae.